AUUGUCAUGUGUCAACUUCUACUUGUAUACUGUUGUACCUUAAACGUUUAUUUGUAAAUGUUGUGAAUGACGACUUCUCAAGAGGUCUACGACAUUAAUAUUAUUUUUUAAACAAACUGAAUGAUUUAAAUUAAAAAAAAUUGUGAAGUUAUAGCUGGAACCUAGAAAAUAAAAACAUAAUGAAUUUCGGCGGCACUCUAAGAUUUAACAAAUUUGCUUGUUUUACGCUAGGUUUUAUUUUAUUUCUAAUUAUUUAUUGGCGCUCUGGUGGUUCAGGAUAUCCCAUUGAAAAAGAAGACCUCAUUAAUCUGAAAUCUUUACUUAAAGCUGCUAUAUAUGCUGCCGAGCGAGGUGGUAAGAAAGUCAUAGAUGGCAAGAAUCACGACUUAAACAUAAAGAGUAAGGGGAAAACGAAGGAAGGUCUAAACGACCCCGUCACUGAUGCAGACUACGCAUCUCAUUGUGCCAUGUACUAUAGCCUUAAAAACACAUUUUCAAAUUUAAAAAUUAUAUCAGAAGAACAUUCAAGUGAUGACCCGAGUUGUAAAAAUCAAGAAAAGAUAGAUGUUGACUCGGUGAUACCCGAACACAGGAUUAUAGAACACUUGAAUGAUGAACAUGUGUUAACCAAUCAGGUCACUAUGUGGAUUGAUCCCCUCGACGCAACUAAAGAAUAUACAGAGGGACUAUAUGAGUAUGUGACGACCAUGGCCUGUGUAGCCAUCAAUGGAGUGCCAAUUGUGGGUGUUAUACACUACCCAUUCCCUCCUCGAACUUAUUGGGGCUGGUUCACAAAGAAAACAUCCAGUAACAUAGCUAAUAUACAACAUAUAGCUGAGAACAAGGAACAUCCAAGAGUUGUUAUCUCACGUUCACAUCCAGGUAAAGUUGAGGAUUUAGUUAAAAGAUCAUUCGGCCCCAAGACUACAGUGAUCCAAGCGGCCGGGGCGGGAGACAAAGUCAUGGGAGUGGUGAAUGGUAACUUUGACGUUUACCUUCACGCUACUGCCAUCAAGAAGUGGGAUCUUUGCGCGGGAAACGCCAUCAUAAAAGCCGUCGACGGUAAAAUGACGACCCUGAAAGGCGAAGACAUUAAUUAUUCUUCCGACAGCGAACCGAAAGUCACAGAUGGCAUUUUAGUAUCGAGAUACGACCACGAUUAUUAUUUGAGUAAAAUUCCCAAAAAUGACGCCUGAUAAUGAUUUUUUUUUAGGUUCCACGUUGUGAUGCAUAAUUUAUUAAUAAUAACUAAACUCGAAUAUUUAUUGUGACAUUUUUUUAUGUUUUAUUUAUUUAGAUGAUAUAUCGGAUUAAAAACUUAAAUCAUAUUUGUGGGAAUAAUUUGACUGGCUCUUAUAGUAUAUCGAUUGGUUUGACGUUAAGUACAUAGGAAACGCAUUAUUUUUUCUGAUAGUGUUGUGCAGCUAGUAUCUUAUAAAUCAUACAUUUCAUUUAGAACACGAGACGUCAUCAAUUUAUUUUACAAAGCUAAUGGUUUAUGUUUAUUCAAUGAGGAUUACUAAAUAUUAUACUUACCUAAAAUAUAUAUUUUUGAUGUAUAAUUUUUUUUCUCAUUUUCAUAACAAGUUAUAAGGUUGCAUAGGUAACCUUUUAAGAACUAUUGAGCUGUGGUUUCAAAUUAUUUAUUAAAUUGUACAAUAUUCUUUGUUGGGAGAAUUAAUGUUUUUUUUAAUAGAAUUAUAUUUAAAUCGAUUAGGAGUUAAAGAAUAUAUUUAUUGAUGUACAUAUGUAUUUUUUGUGAAUAGUAAAACCUUUUUAAAUUGAAUAAUUCAUGUAACAAAAAAAAAAAACGAAACAGCAAAAUGACAAUACAAAAACUAUGUAAUCAAAGAUAAGUCAAUAUAUUAUGUAAAGAAAAGCAUGUUAAAUGUCAUACAAGGACGAAAAUGAUUUUGUGUAUGAUUAAAAAUCUACCAACAUAUGUAGUUCGUAGUGACUUCGGUUGAGACUGUUAAAUUUUAUUUCAUUCAAAAGUCAAUCCCGGAUCGUGUCUCCUCCAUUCUGCAUGAAACUGGCAGAAUAUAAUGUGCACAUCUUUGCACGGAUGAAGGCCAUAUUAUUUAAAAAAAAAUAUCAUUAAUAUUAAUUUUUAAUACAAUGACUAGAUAACCUUCAGUCUGUGGUAUAGUGAACUUUGUGUGAUAAAUUAAAUCAUUUGGAUAGCC
Danaus plexippus (monarch butterfly) is the source of this 2186-nucleotide messenger RNA. Its product is annotated as putative inositol monophosphatase 3. The transcript has 3 exons. Bases 180 to 1196 code for a protein of 338 amino acids. Gene Ontology annotation, cellular component: endomembrane system. The record is from RefSeq and is a predicted model, not a curated record. Gene Ontology annotation, molecular function: 3'-nucleotidase activity. NCBI's taxonomy places the organism in Eukaryota, Metazoa, Arthropoda, Insecta, Lepidoptera, Nymphalidae.